Messenger RNA from Sciurus carolinensis (gray squirrel), 3730 nucleotides. It is a transcript of the gene Fam81a, whose product is annotated as family with sequence similarity 81 member A. NCBI's taxonomy places the organism in Eukaryota, Metazoa, Chordata, Mammalia, Rodentia, Sciuridae. The transcript is spliced from 9 exons. The record is from RefSeq and is a predicted model, not a curated record. The coding region runs from base 247 to 1380 and encodes 377 amino acids.
GCCCGGAAGCGGCUCGGGCUGCGCGCGGCGGCUCGCGCCCCCCGGGAGCCGCGAACCCGGCCGGGCCGCGCGCGGGGCCAGGCGGCAGGCGCGCGCUGAUUGGACGGCGCUCCCCGCGGCGCGGGCCCGCAGCCGGGCGCCCUGCACAGCCCGCGCCAGCGGCCGCCGCACCCAGCCGCACCGGCGAGGACAUGGGCAGCCGCGGCGCGCCCGCCCCCCGCGCCGAUGUGAAUUAUUAAAAAGAAAAUGGCCCAACGGAGCACUGUAUUUCCUUCUCUUGUCACCGAGGAAAGACGAGUGAGAACCAUGCCGCGACACAGCCAGUCCCUGACCAUGGCACCCUACUCCUCAGUCAGCCUCGUGGAGCAGCUGGAAGACAGGAUCCUCUGCCAUGAGAAAACCACUGCUGCCCUGGUGGAGCAUGCCUUCCGAAUUAAAGAUGAUAUUGUCAGUAGUUUGCAGAAAAUGCAAAACAAAGGGGGCGGCGACCGCCUGGCCAGGCUUUUCUUGGAGGAGCACAUCAGAAACAUAACUGCCAUAGUGAAGCAACUUAAUCGGGACAUUGAGGUACUUCAGGAACAGAUCCGUGCCAGGGACAACAUUAGCUAUGGAACUAAUUCUGCCUUAAAGACCCUGGAGAUGCGUCAGCUUUCUGGUUUGGGUGAUCUCCGAGGAAGAGUGGCAAGAUGUGAUGCCAGCAUAGCCAGACUCUCUGCAGAGCACAAAACAACCUAUGAGGGGCUCCAGCACUUAAACAAAGAACAACAAGCUGCCAAACUGAUCUUGGAAACGAAAAUCAAAGAUGCAGAAGGACAGAUUUCUCAGCUUUUGAACAGAGUGGACUUGUCAAUAUCAGAGCAGAGCACCAAACUGAAGAUGUCCCACAGAGACAGCAACCACCAGCUUCAGCUUUUAGAUACUAAAUUUAAAGGUACAGUUGAGGAACUCAGUAACCAGAUUUUAUCUGCGCGGAGUUGGUUACAACAGGAACAAGAACGAAUAGAAAAAGAACUUUUACAGAAAAUUGAUCAACUUUCCUUGGUUGUUAAGGAAAAUAGUGGAGCCAGUGAAAGGGAUGUGGAAAAGAAGCUCAGCCAGAUGUCAGCCAGACUUGACAAAAUAGAAGAGAGUCAAAAGAAGAAUAUGGAAGGACAGAGAACAAAGCAAGAAGAAGAGAAGGUGCAUGGGCGAAUCAGCAAGCUGGAGUUGCAGAUGAAUGAGGACUUGAAGGAAAUGAAAGCAGAAGUUAAUGCUGGGUUUACAGCUAUCUAUGAAAGCAUAGGAUCCCUCAGGCAAGUUCUCGAGGCCAAGAUGAAGCUGGAUAAGGACCAGCUGCAGAAGCAGAUCCAACAAAUGCAGAAGGCAGAUUCUCCCAUGUGAAGACAGCUGGGACAAGGAACUGAAAGAAGGUUUUGCCAGUGGGGCUGGGAGCUAGAUACCUCUGUAGCCAGGCCAGCGCUGCAUUCAGGAUUGUUCUACCCAUGGCGUGCAUGUGCCAAGAAAUGUGUUUUCAUGGGUCUAAAUGUUUACCUUGAGUCUUGAAAACACCCUUUCUUUAAAAACAUUAAAAACACAGUUUUUACCACUGUAUUUCACUUCUUUAAAUUCAGUGGAAUCCCCCCCUAAGGUUUUGAAAUGCUUUUCUCUUCUUCAUUUUAUGAAUGAAAAGACUUAGAUUUUUCCCAGUGCUUGAUGCUCUACCAAGACUAUUUACUAUUCUGAAAAAUGUCAUAGUGAUUUUUUAAAAUUAAGAAACUGAAUUCUCACAGGAAUGUGUUGCUCCUCACCCUAAAAUAAGAGAAUGUCCCAAUAGAUUAGAAGUCAACCUUUGAGUCCAUAUUUGGAUUUUAUUACUGUUGUCUGUACAUUUCUUAUAUUGGUUAUUUUCCUGUAAAUCUUCUGUCUUUUGUAGGGGGAAGAAAUUUAACAUUUGGAAAAAACCCAACUGUUUAUGUAAUGAAAAUAGCUAAAAAUUGAUAACUGCCAUACAAAUUCCAAAUUAAAUGGAAACUUAAGAUAAUUAUCUAGAUAAUACAAGGCACAAUAUUUAUAUCCACCUGGAUAUAUCAGGUUUUAAUAUUUAAAACUUUUUGAAUUAUCCAUAGCCUGUAUAGUGAUAGCCAUAUAAUAAUGGAAUGGUGGCUAACAGUUUGUUGCACAAUUAACUGUUCAUUAAUCAUAACAGAAUGUGAGAAUUUUUCAGACUUUAUGGUCUCUCUAAAUGUUUCCGAAAUUGGCACAAAGUGCUAAGGUUUAUAUACACUUAUUGUAAUUGUAUCCUUGUGCCUUGGUUUUAUCAUGUCAAUGCACUGUACCCUAUAAAAGUUCUGCCAACAAAAUAGAAGGCAUGAUAAUACAUCAGAAUUACAAUGUAAAAAUGGGAUCCUAUGUAUUUUUUAAAUGUUUAAAAAUUUUAUCACUGUUAAGACAUGAAUCAUUCAGUAUUAUUAAUGGAAUAGAAAUUCAUACUUUUGUAUGGACAAAGAACCAAAUUGAUAUUGCAUUUAUAAUACUGUCAAGAAACUUUCAUCUUGAGCAACUUUGUAGAUGACGGGUGUUUUAUUUUCAAUCGCCAUAUUUGAUUAAUCGUUGAAAAUUCGAAUGAGUACUGUUUGUUCACCUAUGUAUGUAAAAACUGACAGACACACCGUUCUAAACUGUGAGGGUGCCCUAGGAAAAAGAAUAGGAAUACUUAAAAAGAUUUUUUUAAAAAACACUUUUUUUUUUUUUUCGUUUGCCAAGGACUCAGGAAAAUAAAAACAUUUUCUAUUUUUAGAAGAAGUCACAAAUGAAAUAUCGAACUGGCUAUUACUGUUUACCCGUAUAAAAUAUGCUGCUAAAGUACAUAAUAUUCUACUCUCAAUGGCUUGACAAAACUUUUUUUUUUUAUUCAGACCUGAGAGGUCAUAUAAGGAAUAUGUCUUCUUCAACAAUAUAUUUCCUUUUUUUUUGUCACCAGUCUUUUCAUUUCUCUAUAGGAAGACUAAUUCCACUCAAAAAUAAGGUUAAUGUUCUUUUGCAAUCAGAAAAUUCCUUUCUUUUUGUGAUAGAGUAGCCAUGUUUCAUGGAGUUCUCCAUGAUUAAGCACAAGCCACAGGACAGAGAGCCACCGCCCUCUACAGCAUCUCCCCUCUAGGGUCUCUAAGGAGGAAGGAUCUGCACAUCUGACACCUGGGAAGAGCAGGGGUAGGGGACACCCAGUUGGACUCUGGUUGAGGGGCUGAUGUAAGCAGGUGAUUUCUGGCUGUCAGCUGAAUCUUCUCAGGUGCUUCUGAUGUUGCCAGCCCUCAGAUGAACUACUACAGGGACCCUGCACCUUGGCUGUUUGUUGGGCUCACCUGAGGGAGUUUAAAAAGCUGUUGAUGCUGAGCUGUGCCCCAGACUAAGUAAGUCAGCACCUCUGGGAGGCACCAGGCAGGCAUCAGUGUGUAUCAGAAGUCCCUGGUUAUUCAGUGCGCAUCAGGGAUGGUGAGCCACCCAGUGCAGCAGAGUACUUUUCUCACCAAAGUUUAAAUGAGAAUCAGCUUCCGUGUUCUUUCCUUUACCCGAAAUUUGCAAUAAAAGAAUAAAAUUUCCAAAUAAAUGUGGUGUAUCAUUUUUAAAAUUAAAAGUCUUUUAGCUUAAGGAGUUUGAGGUUAAAAAAAAAUAGGUAAAAUGUUUUAGGAAAUAUCCCUCUGUGCUUCCUUUAAAAGCCUUUGAUGGUUAAAAUAAAGUGCUAAGGUCCUGGCAG